Sodiomyces alkalinus F11 is the source of this 1866-nucleotide messenger RNA. Its product is annotated as zf-DHHC-domain-containing protein. Gene Ontology annotation, biological process: protein targeting to membrane; peptidyl-L-cysteine S-palmitoylation. Lineage: Eukaryota; Fungi; Ascomycota; Sordariomycetes; Glomerellales; Plectosphaerellaceae. The record is from RefSeq and is a predicted model, not a curated record. Bases 1 to 1866 code for a protein of 621 amino acids. Gene Ontology annotation, cellular component: endoplasmic reticulum; Golgi apparatus. The transcript is spliced from 2 exons. Gene Ontology annotation, molecular function: protein-cysteine S-palmitoyltransferase activity.
AUGGCUCGUCGUUGGGCCAGACGAGUGGAGCGUGGCUGCUGCCUCUUCGCGACAUACUUGCCCCUUACGCUGGUGUAUGGCCUCACGACAUGGGCUCUCUGGGUAGACGUGAGCAUAGGCUCGUUACCUACCAAGAUGCCUUGGAUUGGCACUGGAACUUCAAUCGGCGCCGUCAUCAUUUACGCUCUGCUCAACUGGUCAUAUACUACCGCCGUCUUCACCGACCCCGGCAGCACCACCAACAAGUAUGGCUAUUCCGAGCUUCCGACGGAAGCACCCCCGGUUGCCACCUCGUUCACGGUCAAGUCGAACGGCGAGAUGCGGUUCUGCAAGAAAUGUCAGGCCAGGAAGCCGGACCGCGCCCACCACUGCUCCAGCUGCCGCCGCUGUGUGCUCAAGAUGGACCACCACUGCCCGUGGCUGGCUACAUGCGUCGGGCUCCGCAACCACAAGGCCUUCCUCCUCUUCCUCAUCUACACCACUCUGCUCUGUUUCUACUCCUUCGCCCUCGCGGGCGCUUGGACCUACGUCGAAAUCAUCGACAACAACACCACCUACGUCGACGCCCUGCUACCCAUCAAUCUCAUCAUCCUGAGCGUCGUCGCCGGCAUCAUCGGCGUCGUCAUCGGCGCCUUUACCGGGUGGCACGUCAUGCUCGCCGGCCGCGGGCAGACGACGAUCGAGUGCCUCGAGAAGACCCGCUACCUCUCUCCCCUCCGCAAGACCAUGGAAAGCCGCACGAUCCGCGGCAUGCCGCUUCCCGGGUACGGCCGCCAGCUCAUCGACAUGCACGCCAACGCGCUCCCGGGCAUCACGCGUCCCGAAGAAGGCGAGGAGAUGCGCAGGGACCCGGCCGGCCGGGACGGCCAGCGACGACCCAUGGCCAUGUCGUACGAGGAGCUGGAGCGGCAGCGCGCCCGGAAGCGCUACGAAGAGUACCUGGACGAGCAGGACUCGAAGAACCUGCCCAGCGCCUUCGACCUGGGGUUCAAGCGCAACCUGCUGCACCUGUUCGGGCCGUCGCCGCUCCUGUGGUUCGUCCCCGUCUGCAACACCACGGGAGACGGCUGGUCAUGGGAGCCGAGCCCCAAGUGGCUGGCGGCGCGGGAACGCAUUGCGGCCGAGCGGGAGGCGCAGCGCGCGAGGGAGGUCACGGCCGGUUGGGGUGCGGAGGCGCCUCCGCAGUUUUACGCCCCCAGCGUGCCGUUGUCGUUGUCGUUGCCGUUGCCGUCGCCAUCGCCAUCGCCGUCGCCGUCUCAGUUUGGUGCGGGGCGCCACUAUCUACAACCGCAAAAAACGCAAGCACAGCGAUCGUCAUCGUCGUCGGCCGCGUCUCCGUCGGCCGCGUCUCCGUCGGCCACGCCCUCUCGGUCGUCGCCUUUACCCUCGCCCUUCGGACGCAAGAUGCCGUCCAAGGCGGAUCGCGUGCUGGGCCGGGACCCGAACUUGUACGCGGAUGGUCCGCAGGAGGCGGUGUCGAUGCAGAGGCUCAACCGCAAAGGGCGGGCGCUCGAGGAUGAGUUGGGACUUACGGAUGAGAAUUAUGAAGACGAUGACGAAGAAGAAGAAGAUGACGAUGACGAUGAGAAGUAUCGCGACGACGACGUUGGCAACAAGUGGGGGGACGACGGCGAGAAUAGCCGACUCGUCCGCAAGGGUGGUGGAACGGCGGUCACGAAGACGGGUCGGAAGGAUGAGGUCGCGGCGGUCGUGGAGCACCGGACGUUGAACCUCGUGACGAAUGGAAAUAACUGGAGACGCGGUGGCGCCAGCGGGUUGCUGCGAACGGCCAGCCACAGCCCGGUCGCGACACGGGCGGCGGUUAGUUCCAAGGAUCCAUUGGAAGACGACGACACGGUGGACUAA